Drosophila yakuba is the source of this 1410-nucleotide messenger RNA. Its product is annotated as probable serine hydrolase. NCBI's taxonomy places the organism in Eukaryota, Metazoa, Arthropoda, Insecta, Diptera, Drosophilidae. The coding region runs from base 232 to 1278 and encodes 348 amino acids. The record is from RefSeq and is a predicted model, not a curated record. The transcript is spliced from 3 exons.
UUGCCAGCAAGCGAACGCUUAGUGAACAGCUGUAGCUAGGUUAGUGUUUAUUAUUUGUUCGCUCGCAGUUUUCACCCGAUUGUUGGGCGCAUAAUUGGUAAUUAAAUUAAUCCAAUGAAAUAAAUGCUGUAUAAACUUGGAGGGAGCUCAGGUCGUUACUGAUAAGCGCCGAAAUCGGCUAAACUUUGGAAUUUAAGCUCAUUUGCUUUUUGGGCACUUCAGAGCGCAGAAAUGGACUCGGACGACAACUCAAGUGGCACCGUUACCGGCAGUGAUCUCGGCCAGCGUUAUCGGCAUGCAGGCGACUUAACUGGCGAAGCCCCAACCAGACCCUUCGCCGAAAUCAGCAUUACGGUUCCAUGGGGACACAUAUCCGGCAAGUGGUACGGUCCGCAGAAUGUCCAACCGAUUUUGGGACUUCACGGGUGGCAGGACAAUGCGGGAACCUUUGAUCGUCUGGUGCCACUGCUGUCGCCGGACGUGGCUUUCCUCUCGAUCGAUCUUCCUGGCCACGGGCUAUCAUCCCGACUGCCCGAUGGCUGCUACUACAACUCCGUGGAUAAUUUGUAUGUGAUCCGCCUGAUCAUGAAGCAAUACAAGUGGGAGAAGGUAUCCUUGAUAGGACACUCAAUGUCCUCCAUUAUUUGCUUUGUUUUCGCCGCGGUCUUCCCGGACAAGGUGGACAUGAUCAUUGGAAUAGAUGCCCUGAAACCUCAUCAGCGUCCGUAUCCGUCGGUUAUUAGGACCAUGGAAACCCGUCUGGAUGAGUUCUUGCGGGAAGACGAAAGGAACCGGAGUAAGAACGAGCCGCCGAGCUACACCUACGAUGAACUUAUUGAGAGGGUCUAUAUCGGCACAUUCCAUUCGGUGAACAAGGAGCACUGCAAGCAUUUAAUGGCUCGCAACAUUGGCAAGUCAGAGAAGUACCCGGAUAAGUACUUCUUCUGCCGCGAUCGGCGUCUCAAGUUUUACAACUAUGCCAUUGGGUCCCAGGAGCUGUGUGUGGAAAUGGCCAAUCGGAUCACAUGUCCUUACUUGUUCAUCAAGGCCGCCCAGUCCUCGUAUUUCGAAGACAAGAAGUACUACGACGAGGUGCUGGAUGUGCUGUUAAAGAAGCCCAACUUUGAGUACCUGGAGGUUAAUGGCUCACACCAUGUGCACAUGAACGAUCCAGAGGCCAUCAUUGCGCCGUUCAACAACUUUAUCCAGCGCUUCGGACCGGCGGCAGCGGCUGCAUCCCGCCAGAAGGCCAAGGAGGCGAAGGAGAGCAAGCUUUAGACCACUACAGUGGUAACUAGAGCUUAUUUAUCGAUGUACAGAUUGUACAGGUUUUUAUACUUAAUUGUUUAUGCUAUGUGAUCGCGGCAGAGGACUCGGCUCUGCUAUAAAUAUACAAUGUUCAUCAGCCGA